Teleopsis dalmanni is the source of this 4238-nucleotide messenger RNA. It is a transcript of the gene Sec31, whose product is annotated as protein transport protein Sec31A. The transcript is spliced from 12 exons. Gene Ontology annotation, molecular function: structural molecule activity; protein binding. Gene Ontology annotation, biological process: endoplasmic reticulum organization; endoplasmic reticulum to Golgi vesicle-mediated transport; COPII-coated vesicle cargo loading. Lineage: Eukaryota; Metazoa; Arthropoda; Insecta; Diptera; Diopsidae. The coding region runs from base 172 to 4107 and encodes 1311 amino acids. The record is from RefSeq and is a predicted model, not a curated record. Gene Ontology annotation, cellular component: COPII vesicle coat; endoplasmic reticulum exit site.
GUUUUUUAUAGUGAUGAGAAUAGACUUUCCAAAGUUCUGAAAAAUAUUCAGACGGAUGCAAUUGGUUUAUUAAAUAUUUUCAACAAUUUAAUAAAUAUUAAAUUGUAUAUUUAUGCUUAAAGUAGUGCAAAACUAAUUAGACGAUAAACUGUGCAAUACUCAUCGUUGAAAAUGAAAAUAAAGGAAUUACAAAAAAUUGUAAAUAUUGCGUGGUCUCCCUUACCACAAAAUCCAAUAUAUCUCGCGGCUGGUACAGCUGCACAACAAUUAGAUUUAAAUGCGAAUUCUGCUUUAGAGAUUUAUUCGACAAAUUUUAGCGACCCGAGUUACGACCUUGAGCUAAAAGCCAGUCUUCCGAGUCAGUACAGAUUCCAAAAGCUUAUAUGGAGUUCAACUGGCUUCGAUGGAGCUCACAAAAAUGGUUUAAUCGUUGGUGGAUGUGAAGGUGGACACGUCAUGAUUUAUUCUGCUGCAAAAGUGCUGGCAAAUGAAGAGGGUUUAAUCGCACGUCAAGAUAAACAUAGUGGUCCAGUAACUGGUCUAGAUGUAAAUCCUUUCCAAACUAAUUUACUUGCUUCAUGCGCAUCGGAAUCUGAGAUAUUUAUUUGGGACUUAAACAACACGUCCACACAUAUGAAUCCAGGCACUAAAACUCAACCGUUGGAAGAUGUCCAAAAUGUUUCAUGGAACCGUCAAGUUCAGCACAUACUUGCAUCGGUAUUUAGUUCACGUUGUGUUAUUUGGGACUUACGGAAAAGUGAACAAAUAAUAAAACUUUCGGAUACGCAAUCUCGUGUACGUUGGCACGCUAUACAAUGGCAUCCAGAUGUAGCCACGCAAGUAUGGUUAGCAUCUGAAGAUGAUCAAGCACCUAUUGUACAAUUAUGGGACUUACGUUAUGCAACAGCUCCUGCGAAAACUAUGCAAAUUCAUCAACGUGGCGUGCUUGGAAUGUCAUGGUGCCCUCGUGAUAUUGAUUUAAUGGUUUCAUGUGGCAAAGAUAAUCGCAUUUAUUGUUGGAAUCCAAACACUGAAAUACCUGAGGGAGAAAUAUUGUCUGAAGUGGCAACAACAGCAACAUGGUACUCAAAUGUGCAAUGGUGUCCACGAAAUCCAGCCCUAAUUGCCAGCUCUAGCCUUGAUGGGAAUGUUUCCAUUUAUUCACUUUUUGGGGGUAGACAGCAACAAGUGCAAACUUCAAAUAAAAUUGCUGAUUCUUUUCCGGGUAUGGAUCAAUUAGCGCAAGCUCCAACACCACAACAAUCAGCCCCAAUUGUAUAUGAAGACUUAAAACGUGCACCGAAAUGGAUUAAAAGACCAUGUGCAGUUUCAUUUGGUUUCGGAGGCAAACUUGUGCAUUUUAAUUCCAAAUCAAAAACUGUGAAUAUAUCACAAGUGAUCACGGAACCGGAACUUGUUGAGCGUGCUAAUACGCUAGAGCGUUCCUUAGAAGAGGUAAACUAUGUUGAAUAUUGUCGACAACGUGCCGAUCAAAUGCCAGAUCAAAACGGACGUUAUCUUUGGUAUUUCAUAAAAGCCACUUUUGAACUGGAUCCUAAAGAAGAAAUGCUCAAUCUGCUAGGAUAUAAUAAAGAUGACAUUGAUAAUAAAUUUUCGAAAUACAUAAAAGAAGAUCAGCAGGCAGAAAAUGAUGUGGACCAGUUAACAAAUCAUAUUUCUACAUUGACACAUCAAAUUGUUGAUAAUAACGCUGUAUUUGAUGGCAUCGCAGCAGCGCAGAAACAAAUUGAAGCUGUGCAGAAACCGCUCGCUCAAUUUAAAAUUCCAUGUGGCGAACAUCCUGAUAGUUUGAUCACGGAGGCAUUGCUAACAGGCAAUCUAGAAGCUGCUGUAGAACUAUGCAUUGAAUCUAAGCGUACAACGGAAGCACUCAUUAUAGCCUCUUCAGCUGGUAUUGAAUUUCUGACAAAAAUACAAAACCGUUUGUUGCGAGAACAGAACACUGAACUUUCCAACGUAAUUUUGGCUUUAGUAACACGAGACUGGGUCGAUCUUGUUUCACGCUGUACAGUCGAUUCAUGGAAAGAAGUACUUAUAGCUGCAUUAAAACAUAGUGAACGAAAGGCUCUUGAUAUAUGUGAACGAUUAGGCGAUCGCCUAUUAAACGAAUGCUCGACAUCAAUUGAAUAUACCCAAACAGCUAUGUUAUGCUUUGUAUGUGCUGGUAACAUCGAUAAGUUUGUUACCGCAUGGUAUCAGCUAAAACACUUGGAAAAAGAAAACACAAGUUAUAAACCAAAUACAACAGAACUGCAAGAAUUAGCUGAAGUAGUAAUGUUGAUGAGCAAAUCAUUAGAAAGACAGGGCAUAGCUUUAGAUUUGAACGGUCGGUUUGCAGAUUUCAUCUCAGAAUACGGUGGGUUACUGGCUUCUCAAGGUGCACUCACAGCUGCUUUGGCAUAUAUUGUAGCAUUAGGAAAUAGUGAUCAUCCUGACGUAUAUGAUUUACGCGAACGCCUUCAUAAUAUAGUGCAUAGUAAGCCAACUAUGGCAUUACCAACACAAGGAUAUAAUCAAAUUCAACAACCGCAAACAAAUGUGUAUGGUCGACAACAGCAACAACGUGGCUCAUUUUCUCAGCCAAGCACCACUCACAAUUAUGGAAAUGCACCAAUUGCAAACAAUUUAUUACAAAAUCAGUAUGCAACAAAUACAUGGCAAACACCAGCAGCUGUACCGCAAAUGCCUGCAGCACCCGUGUUUAACCCUAUGCCAACAGUAAAUCCGGCGGUACCGCCUGGAGUAGCCAAACCAGCAACAGUACAACAUGAAGCGCCAUUAGCACAGCCUGCAAGACCAUCCAGUAAUGCCAGUUCGCAGGGCGGUAACAGUAACACUGCCGGUGGUAUAUUAUCACGUUCGAAAUAUGUGCUAGAUCCAUCAGUAGCAGCUCCAAUGGGUAGUUAUGGCAAUACAUACAAUCCCGCACCACCAGUUAUGCCCAUGCAAACACCUUACAAUAAUAAUGCUUUCAAUGCCAAUCCCAUUUCUGCAGCACAUGCACCUCUACAACAACAGCCUACUGUUAUGCAACCCAGUUCAUAUACAAACACACCUUAUGGUAAUGCUUACAUGCCUGGUGCAGCGCCUAUUGAAAAUCAACAAGUAGCGCCACCACCAAUGCAGAAUAUUCAAAGAAAUCCUACUCCACCACCAGGCUGGAAUGAUCCUCCAGCUUUGAAAACAACACGAGCGACCUAUAUCACAAGUAAUAAAGAGAUGCACGCAAAACAUGCCGGCACACGCAAAUGGCAAAAAAUAAUUGAUCAAGAAAAGGAUAAAGGCGUUUGUUUAAAUUCUAGCAAUUCCUUGAACUAUAAUAACGCCUUUUCGCCGAAUUAUUUUAGUCCUCUUUUUCAAGAAACGUUCUUAUAUCAGGCAAAAAAAGUUGAAACAAAUACUACGGCUUCGCCUAUCACACAUCCAUUGUUUGGUGUUGAUCCUAAUCAAAAUCAAAAUGGUUAUAUGGAUCCUAAUGCAGGAUAUCAGAAUAAUGCAAUGUCUGGUAUGCCACCUCCAAUUCCGACAGGGAAUAUGGGAGGUUAUUUAAAUCCCGCUGCGAAUGCAACCAUACAACAAAAUAAUAAUCCUAUUGGAAAUCGACCAUAUCCACAACAAACGAAUUUUGCACCAACUGGUGUGCCAACACAACCACAAACUUGGAAUACACAAACACAAAAUGUAGGAUACAUAGAGCAACCAGCACCCAUACAAAGGCAGCCAGAGCCUCCAAAAGAAAAGCCACCACUACCAGAAGAAUACAUAUACUUACAAACUGUAUUAGAAGAACUGAAAAAUCAAUGUUUGACAGCGGCAUCUGAUCCUCGUAUGAAAAGAAAAUUUGUUGAUGUUGUUAAACGAUUAGAAAAUCUUUAUGAUUGUUUGAGGGAGAGCAGGCUCAACCCGAUAACGAUAACAGCACUGAAUGAAAUAGUACAGUACAUACAAGUAGGUGACUAUGGAAAUGCUUUACAAACUCAUACUCAGAUAGCGUUUGGAUCAGAUUUUUCACAAUGUGCCGGCUUUAUGCCAGGCCUUAAAGUGCUCAUACAAUCAGCUUCCGAAUUACAAAUUUAUCUACGAUAAAAAGUUAUUCAAUUUAUAUGGAUACUUAUUAUGGAAUAAUAUCCUUAUUAACCAUUUAUGAUUAUGUUCAUUGUAGUAGUUUUAUUUUUUGUCUUAUUGUAUUUUAUUUUUAUUACAACUAAUUCCAUUUA